Messenger RNA from Coregonus clupeaformis (lake whitefish), 480 nucleotides. Its product is annotated as spexin prohormone 1-like. Lineage: Eukaryota; Metazoa; Chordata; Actinopteri; Salmoniformes; Salmonidae. The coding region runs from base 154 to 450 and encodes 98 amino acids. The transcript has 4 exons. The record is from RefSeq and is a predicted model, not a curated record. Gene Ontology annotation, molecular function: neuropeptide hormone activity.
AACCAUAACCCGUUGCGCUGUGGGCUACGAGGUCUCCCCCACCCGUCCAAUAUAAAAACAGGGUUAACACUUGUCAAGGCACACAACGUCUGCCCUUUUUCACUGGAAACGGAUCUCUACGGGCUUUACAGGGAUCUAAUAUCCUCCAUCGCAAUGAAAGGUGUGAGGACUAUUGCAGUUUAUGCACUUGUUCUUUUAUUUCUGGCAACGCUCGUUUCCCAUUCGUUGAGCGCACCGAAGGGCAGUUUCCAGAGGAGAAAUUGGUCGCCUCAGGCAAUGCUGUACCUCAAGGGCACCCAGACUCGGAGUCAGAACACAGAGAAACUCAAUGUGAACCAGGCAGCCACAGUCCUGCUCAACUUCCUGCAGCAAGCCAAGGAGGACGGAGAAGAAAAUCCUGAACAACUGUACUUUCAAGACUUGCCAGCAUGGAAAAGAGAGUACUUCUGAUGUAUUUUAUAAUGUAUUUGUUAUUGUUGA